UUACUGACAACAGCUGUAACGUGAGCGCAGACAAACUACAAAUCUAACUACAGAUCAACAGCUUUUUCUGUUUCACUUAGUCAGGAUUCUACAUCAAAUUAUACAGAUAAUAAUAUCAAUUGUUUAUUGCUCCAGUUAAGUUUGUUACUAUGGAAAAAUAAACACUAAAGCAGUUGACUUAAAUGAAGCCGACAACAAUAUGUGUAUGUGUAUUUAAUUCAAUAUAGGCCUGUAAGAUUAAUCACAAUCAAAUUGAAAUCUCAAAGGCAGCAUAUGUUUUCCUUAGGCUAAGAUAAUUUCCUCUACAAACAGCAAAAUCUCCUGUUAACCCUGCACUUCAGAACUACUACUGUACUAAAUGAAAUUCUGACAUUAGUUUGUCUUUUCAUAUCAUUAUUAUCAUUAUUUUUGUCAAAUCUUCAACACAUGUUUAAAAUGUGGUCUUUGAACAGAAUCUAUUUAUUAAAAGAAACAGCUUGUCAGAAUAAUGACAAUUACAUAUAUUUUCCCCACAUCGUUUAAGCCUAACUCAGAAUGAAGAACACUUUGUGCUGGACUCUUGCAGGUGUUCUUCAACUGGUGGAACAUAACACUGAGACCUGAAGACAGAAAUCCUGGACAAAUGAGGAGAUCCCACCAGGACCUGUUAGGAGACGCCGGACUCCAGAGUGAAAUCGCUCGUGUGUUUGGACAGGAUGUGCUAAAUAAAACCAUCUCCCUGUGCCAAGGAAAUUUUAAUGACCUGGAGCGCCUGCCUGACGCUCUGCUCCAGCACAUCCAGAGCUUUCUGGAGCCGAAGGACGUGGGGCAGCUCCUACGCGUUUCUCGACGCUUCUGGGAGCUGUCCCAGUCGGAGGGGUACUGGGAGAAGGCGGUGAGGCAGCGGUAUAGCACUGUGCCAGACGAGGUGGUGACUCUGGCUAGCAGCAUCGGCUGGAAACUCAUUUUCAUCUCCGGAGCAGAUGUCCAUUAAUUCUCUUAGUCCAGUUCUGUUGUUAAAGUUUGUCUUGUUAGAAUUAGGGGUGUGCAAAAAUAUCGGAAUAUCGAUAUAUCGUAUCAUUUAAUGUGAUGAUACAGUAUCGAUAUCAUGGGCUACUGUAUCGAUAUUUGACCAAGAGUAUUUUUAGGUGUGUUUCUCUAAAUUGAUUUUGUUACAGUGCUACAGUUUUGUUGCUUGUGGAGUGAAAGGAAGCUCAUUUAUGCGACACAUUUGACAUUUUUACAGUUUUGAGGAUUAAAAUGUAAAAAUCAUAUGAACUUUGCACAAGAAGUGAUUUAACAAAGCCUUUUAGUAUCACAGCCACGAUUUAGCCUUUAUUUUUUAUUGAACCGUAUCGAAUCAAUUUGAAAUAUAUCAUAUCGAAUCGAAAGUGCACUGUAUCGAGAUAUGUAUCGUAUCGUGGCCUGUGUAUCGAGGUAUGUAUCGUAUCGGCAACUCCUUAAUGAUACCCAGCCCUAGUUAGAAUGUAAUAAAUGAU
Boleophthalmus pectinirostris (great blue-spotted mudskipper) is the source of this 1478-nucleotide messenger RNA. Its product is annotated as F-box only protein 36-like. Gene Ontology annotation, molecular function: protein binding. The transcript has 3 exons. The coding region runs from base 623 to 973 and encodes 116 amino acids. The record is from RefSeq and is a predicted model, not a curated record. Lineage: Eukaryota; Metazoa; Chordata; Actinopteri; Gobiiformes; Gobiidae.